Messenger RNA from Drosophila rhopaloa, 2412 nucleotides. Its product is annotated as growth hormone-regulated TBC protein 1-A. The record is from RefSeq and is a predicted model, not a curated record. The transcript has 4 exons. The coding region runs from base 535 to 1527 and encodes 330 amino acids. NCBI's taxonomy places the organism in Eukaryota, Metazoa, Arthropoda, Insecta, Diptera, Drosophilidae.
UUUCCGCGUUCCUGCCGCUGGUCUCACCAGUCACAAGACGCGAAUUUUUGUUCGCCUUGCAAUAAAAACAAAAAUAAACCAACUUAAGCCCACUGAUACGAGGACCAGUAAUCUUCAAUGAAAUCACUAUUAUUAGAUAAACUGCCAUCGACCACCUGCAAGCGCGCGCCCAGCGGAUCACCCCCAUCCGCCAACGCACACCACCACCACACCUGUGUGUCGGCCGCCCACCCAUUUUGGUCGUCGGUCCGUUAAUGUUAUCAGUUCAGCAGCAGAGGCAGCAACAUCGAGUGGGCGCGCACAAAAGGCCACCCACCGCUCAAGGACGAAUCGUAGGCAAAGAUUCAAUCCGCUGCAGUUGCUGCAGAAGCAAGGCAGCGACGUAACCAAGAAACGUGCUUUGAAUACCAAAACUAUUUAUUCGGACCAUGCCAAUGCCACGAACGUCGAUCGGCUGACAGGAUUUUGUGGCGAGUGAACAACAAAACCACACUUAUUCAUUGUGAGCAAUAGAAAGUCUAGUCAUUAGUUCAUAUGGAUGCUACCGCAAGUUCAAAGUUUAGCGAUGUGGAUGAGUAUGGCUUCAAGCGUGGCGACCACUUCGACUAUAACAACUACUCCAAGUUCAUGGAUGGCUAUUUGAAAACGCUGACGCGACGGCGCAUGAAAUGGGAGGCUAUUCUUCAGCAGAACACCGAUCUCACCCAGGUGGACGCCAAGCUGAAGCGGUACAUACGAAAAGGCAUACCUGGUCCGUACCGUCCCGACGUCUGGAUGAAAAUAUCUGGCGCCGCCGCCGCCCAGCGACGCUCCCCGGAUCUCUUUCGCAAACUGCUUCGUACUGAGCCCUUCGACAAGGAAAUCAGCGAUUCCAUAUCAAUCGAUCUACCUCGAACCUUCCCCGACAAUAUUCACUUCGACACGAAGAAGCAACGCCUAUACAACAUCCUCAUCGCCUACGCCCACCACAACCGGGAUGUGGGCUACUGCCAGGGCCUCAACUACAUAGCUGGCCUGCUUCUGAUCGUCACCGACGACGAGGAGAAGUCCUUUUGGCUGCUUAAGCAUAUCGUGGAGAACAUCGUGCCGCAGUACCACUCACAUAACAUGGCCAAUCUGCUUAGGGAUCUGGCUGUGUUCCGGGAGUUGGUAAUCCGGCGGAUUCCCGCUGUGAACCGGCAUGUGGAUAACUUGGGACUACCCUAUCCGGUGAUCGCCAGCAAAUGGUUCAUCUGCAUCUUUGCCGAGGUGCUGCCCGUGGAGACGGUGCUGCGUAUCUGGGACUGCGUCUUCUCUGAGGGCUAUAAGAUCGUUUUCCGUGCUGCCCUGGCCAUGUUCGUCACCCACAAGAACGAAAUCCUGGCCUGCGACGACAUAGCCGCCUUGGCCAACUUAUUCCGGGACAUCAUGAUCCAGGACAGCAUUGUGACGGACUGUCAUGGCUUUGUGGAUGCCAUGUUCAGAAUGCGCCUAAAGCGAAGCGAGCUGGAGAGCCUCCGCAAGGUAGCCGUGCUCAAUCCGGCCUAAAAAGACCGAAAGAAUGAGGGCUUUAUGACCAACGGAUCAAACAAUAGCAACAAAACCAAAAACAAAUUGGAGAAGCAAUCGAAAAAUUCAAUUAUUAGAAGCGUAGUUCACCCGUGUCAUUGUUUUUAUGUCCAUGAUUGUGAGUGUGCAUUAUGUAAUCGUUUCUAUAUAGUACGUACCUAUAUGUGCGCGCAUUUGUAUUACCAUUAUAGCCCAAUUGUAGUUAAGAGCAAAAUAAUUCGUGUAUUAGCCAACGAAAUCAAAUCGAGUUACCAAAGCGAAAUUUAAAAUGGAACAGAAAAGAACAGAUUAGUUUAACUGAAUGUGUACCUACCUUUUGUAGUAGAAGUAGUAGCCAAAAGUUUAUAGUUAAUAUCUUCCGCAUGUAGACUAUAUAGAGCAUAAACAUACAUAUAUAUAUAUGCCUAACCAACAGCAGCGCAUUUAGCCCACGGUUCACCCAACAACAAACCAUUUUUGUUCUAAGUUAUCUUGUUAAUCAAAGAAGUAUUUAUUUUUGAGUAUAUGUACUUUGACAGGAAGCUAUGUAAAUGUCUACUAAUAGUUAAAAAUUGUAUUUACUUUUAUAUAUAUAAAUGCUUUUAAAGUUGUUACAUAGUUGACUACCUGUAAAACGUGUGUUAGCCGCAACCGAUUUGUCUCGAAUCGGUUGCCCAAUACUCAAUACUAUUUACAAAAGAUUUAUCCUGAAAUAUGAUUUGAGGAAUUGAUUUGUAAAUGCAUUAUCCCGUCAGUCAUUGAACCCAAAACCUAUUUCCUUACGUGGAAGAGGGCUUCAAUGGCUAAUGGGUUUUGUAUUUGUUGCAGCCGGCAUGCUUUUUAAAUAAAUCACUAUUGCUAACUGUUAGUUACUGUAGAAAUAUA